CAGAGAGAAAGUCUCAACCGGAAAGGAGGAAUUGACCCGAAAUUGACCCUGGUAGAAUGUCGUGGGUGCGACAAGCACGCCAGCUCGGGACGAGCAGAACAAACAAGCGACCCAAAACUUCCCCUUUGCUGCCGAACGCAAGGUAAACUACGCCCACGUAAGCAACUAGAAUUUUGUCCUUUUCUCGUGGGGACCUUACAAUGCACUAGACCAGAAAUUCUGGAAAUGUCAUUGAGGACACCAAAGCUGAACUUGUAGGAAGCAUGGGUCGCCCUCGGAUCUGCGGCCGUCCAAAGUACCCACAUCAUACAGGAACCAGCUACAUUGCAAUUAGCGGGAGGACCACCGGGCCUGGAAAUCGGACCAAGGGAAAUGAACGUAAGGAGAACUCCUCGACGGUUAGUAACUCGGUCGCGCAUGCCGCCUACCCGUCACGUGACGAUUCUGGGCAGCAAGUGCUUCUUGUGUUUCCCCACCUAUUUUUUUUUGGCGAGAAAGGGGAGCGUCCAUUAGUGCAGGUGUGGGAGCGAAUGAGGCAGCGGGACAGCAGCCAACAAGCACCAAUGCACAAAUGCUGGGAUCCGCAAUUGAUGCCCGGAGUUGGCAACUGGCGCCGCCGCACCAAUGUCCGAUUCCAGAUAAGCGAAGCGUUUCAGUAUCAGAUUUCUCAAUUCAAGUAUGUACGGUACUUCGGAUCCUUAGAAUACUACUAUUCCAUAAAAACCCUUGAGAAAAAAAGGAAAGGGAAAAACUUUCCCUGUACGGAAGUCUUUUCCUUUUGCCACGUGAGGGAUGCCUACAUGGCGGAUACCACGUGACACUCCCCGGAAUGAUGUAAUUAGGGACUUCACUAUUCAUCAUUCGUCUCAGUUGAUCUCGCCAUGACUUUUAGGGCUUGGAUAUCGCGAUCACUCUGAUCGCAUACCUCUUGUCG
This is a messenger RNA of Metschnikowia bicuspidata var. bicuspidata NRRL YB-4993, 934 nucleotides long. RefSeq lists its product as uncharacterized. The record is from RefSeq and is a predicted model, not a curated record. Lineage: Eukaryota; Fungi; Ascomycota; Pichiomycetes; Serinales; Metschnikowiaceae. The transcript has a single exon. Bases 264 to 818 code for a protein of 184 amino acids.